GAGACCAAAGUUAUGGAUUGUGGUUCCUCAAAAAUUCAACCCUUCGCCGAAAGUUGUUCUAGGUCGGGGGAUCGAUAGUACCGCUGCAAGAAGUUGUGCGAUAUAUUAAAUUUAAGCGCUCCUCGAAAAGUUUUAAGUGCGUACGGGCCGCAGGCUUUAAAUCCCCCCGAAAUUGGGCAAAAACGCUUAGGUGUAAGGGAGAAAUAAAAACGAAGUGCUCGUUUACGGUUUAAUUAGAUUAAGCAUUAUGUAACUCCAAGUGUUAGGCGGGACUAGGGACAAGAUGAAUAGUGUAAUUGUCCUAGCUUUUGUCGCUAUUAUCGCUUUUUGUGGAGGCCUGACAGCGCCUGCCUGCGUAUGUGAUAGGAGGGAGUGCGAAAUUGUCAACGAAAUUGACUGUCCAGGCCUCGGGAUCGUGGUUUGGGAUCCCUGCAAAUGUUGCCAGGAGUGCGCGAAGACAGAGGGCGAGCCUUGCGGGGGCGAUCUAGGAUUUAGCGGAACUUGCGAGCCUGGAUUGUCCUGUCAGCAGCCAGGACCGUCGCCCAGCGAGGGAAUCUGUCGGCCUAUCAUAUUCGACCAUAAUGAGGACACGUGAAAAAUGCUUCAAUGGUUUUUAUAUUUUUGUUCGAGGCAUGCAAAGGCAUCGACGGCAGAGGACGGAGCAAACCUUGCGGAAAGUUAUACUAAUGUAUUCGCCCAAAAACUUUCAAAAGAACGAUAUGAAAACAAACUCAAAGUGCAGUGCUAAAGAGGACAUAUAAACUUUCCAAGUUUAACAUGGAUACCCAGGGAGGCCACCCUCCCUGCCACGCAGCGUGGCAUCAUCCUAGUUUAACGCUAUUUGUGACUGCUAUGAAACUAAAUUUAAUGUGUAAAUUUGUGACAAUACU
Molecule: messenger RNA, 890 nt
Organism: Anoplophora glabripennis (Asian longhorned beetle)
Lineage: Eukaryota; Metazoa; Arthropoda; Insecta; Coleoptera; Cerambycidae
Product: venom protein 302
Exons: 3
Coding region: 284-595 (103 amino acids)
Biological process (GO): regulation of cell growth; regulation of signal transduction
Cellular component (GO): extracellular region
Molecular function (GO): insulin-like growth factor binding
Source: RefSeq, a predicted model, not a curated record